Messenger RNA from Musa acuminata subsp. malaccensis (wild Malaysian banana), 4440 nucleotides. The record is from RefSeq and is a predicted model, not a curated record. Lineage: Eukaryota; Viridiplantae; Streptophyta; Magnoliopsida; Zingiberales; Musaceae.
CUCUGAUGACCUUGACGACGCGGUUGUACUGCCAGGCUCAGCGCAGCCCACAAGACCUCAAAGAAGCGCUCGCUCACGCCAUCUCCCGCUGCUGCUCCGCCCACCAUCUCCGGGGCCUCCAUGGCCGAGCCAUCGCCUUCGGACUCCGUCACAACCUGUACGUAGCCAGCCUCCUUAUCGCCCGAUACUUCCAUUUCGGUGACCCCGCAACCGCCCGCUUAGUCUUCGACGAUGGCCGACGAGGGGGACCGUCGAAGACCCUCCUCUGGAAUUCUCUUAUUAGAGGAUACCUCAACAACGGCCGGCCUCGGUCGGCCUUGCACGUCUAUCGUGAAAUGGUGGCGGCGCGGCCUCUGGCGCAGUGCGAGCCGGACAGGGUGACCUUUCACCUCGUCAUCACGGCUUGCACCCAUUUGUCCGAAUUCGAUUUGGGUUCGAGAGUUGGAGGACAUGCUCGGGCCAAAGGGCUCGAUUCCGAUCUCAUGGUGGGGACGGCGCUUCUUGAUAUGCACGGUAAAGCCGGGGAGAUUGGAUCCGCUCGAAAGGUGUUUGAUGGAAUGGCUUCCAGAGAUGUGGUAGCUUGGAACGCCAUGAUCGCGGGGUACUCGAGAGUUGGAUCCUUCUACGAGGCUGUCAGUUUGUUUAAUGUCAUGAGGCUUGGCCAAGGAGUUCUACCCAGCGAGGCUACUCUGGUUAGCUUAAUCUCCGGCUGUGGGCGUUCUGGUUCUCCCAAGGACGGAGAGGCCAUACAUGCUGAUGCAAUCAAGCUUGGUUUUGAGGCCAGUUUGUUUGUCUUGAAUUCUCUAAUUGAAAUGUACACCAACUGCGACUGCUUGGGUGUGGCAUGCAAAUUAUUUGACAGGAUGGUGUUUAAGGAUGCCGUCUCAUGGAGUACCAUGAUUGGUGGAUAUGUCCAACACAAGCGGCCAUAUGAUGCCCUCAAACUGUUCGAAUGGAUGAUCAUGAACACACAAACUCCUCCUACCAGAUCCAUUUUGGUCAACGUAAUUCUUGCAUGCGCAGACUUGGGUGAUUGGGAGGAAGGUAAACUGAUCGAGGAAAAGUACUUAACUAGCAAGCAAAGCGAAUCUGCAUGGGACCCAAGUAUGGUUACUACACUCGCCUACAUGUAUGCCAAAUGUGGGAAGUUGGAUGUUUCACUCAACCUUCUGGAUAGAGUUGAAGUGAGAGGAGAUACGAUUGCAUGGAAUGCAGUGAUGAAGGCCUAUGCUGAGCUUGGAAUUGUCGAUAAGGUUUUAUAUCUCACGCUUGUAAUGCAAAGGAGAGGCAUCAAUCCUGAUCUGGUUACCAUCGUUACUUUGCUUUCCGCUAUAUCCCAUACCACAUUUUUGAAAAAAGUGAUGGAAGCACAUGCACAGAUUAUUAAAAGAGGCUUUGAAAUGGAAAGACAGAUCGCAAACUGUCUUGUCGAUGCGUAUGCCAAGUCCGGAAGCAUUACAGACUCGAGCAAGGUAUUUGAUGACAUUGCAGAGAAGGAUGUGGUUUCGUGGAGCACAAUGAUAAAAGCUUUUGCAUGGGAAGGGAAAGUAGCUGAAGUCCUCAAUCAUUUUGAGCUAAUGAGGGAAACAGAUACAACGCCAAACCAUUUUACGUUUCUUUCACUGCUAUCUGCUUGCAGCCAUGCAGGUCUUGCAGAGAAGGGGUGGAAAAUUUUCAAUUGUAUGAAAGAGGAAUAUGGCUUGGAACCGGGUGUCGAACAUUUAACUUGCCUGGUGGAUAUGUUCUGCCGAGCUGCAAGGUUGUCUGAUGCAUACAGUUUGCUAAAAAAUGUGAUGCAAAGAACCAUCAGUCAUGCUGCCUUGUGGAAUACUUUGCUCAGUGCUUGCAGAUUGCAUGGUGAUGUUGUGAUCGGGGAAGCUGCUGCCAGGCAUCUCUUCCAGUUGGAACCAGAAAAUGCAGCGAAUCACAAGAUGCUCGCAAACAUAUAUAUUUCAGCAGGGAGAAGAGAUGAUGCUAAUGGUGUUCUAAGAUUGCUGAAUGCAAAUGGCUUGGACAGUAUGCCUGGAUGCAGUUGGUAUGAGGCAGGUUAAAGAUGUUCCUUGGUAAUGGAAUAUGUAAUGCGACUUGGAGUGAAGGUUUUGCUUUUGUGACAGUCAAACCAUCAAAUGUGCUACAAGAUCAGCCCAUACCUGAAGCAAAUGGAUGUCAUGGUAGAUUAAUGGACCUGUUUUUAUUUGGUUUUUCCUCAAAGUUAUCCAUUGAAGGUGGUAUCAUAAACAUCAACAAUAGUGUGAAUAAUAGAUUUAAUUUAAAAAAUGAAAAUCAAAACUACAGUGUGGUAAGGAAGGAGCAAAUUUAGAUGCAAGAAGAAUAUAAAUGCAAGGUAGAUGGUUGACCAACUACUCGUACUAAUUAUUUUGUUAGCUUUUCAAGUUCAACUUGAUGUUAUUAGUGUGUUAUAUUUUUCUUUUCAUUUUCUAGGAGAGGCAGCAUGGCUUUGACCUGUGGCCUAUUCUCAUGUCUAAAGCAUUCUGAUUGCAACCACAGAGGAAGAUAUAAUAUUGGAUCAGUUUCACAUAGAAUGGUGAAAGAAUUAGAACAUUUUUUUAAUACCUUCAAGCUUUUGACUAUUAGGAACAAAGGUCCCGAUUGGAUUCAUGUAGGAUUAAUUGUCAGCUCAACUUCUUCUGGAUACGUAUAAUUGAUAUUGGCACCUGUUCAAACUGAAAUUUAAUAGGUCUAGCCACAGAAUAAUAUUGUUGUAAAUUCAUGUACCUUUUUUGUAGGGAAAAAUACAUGAUUCUUUAGGCAAGAUCGUAUAUACAAUGACACUUGUAUUGUUUUAGGUUCCUGUUGAAGCAUUCGAUAGCAUUUUCACAAACAUAGCAAAGAUAUUAAUGGAAGCCAAAUAUGCGGAGGAUCAUCUGAAACAGCAGCUUAUGCUCUCUCUCUCAAUGUUCAUGCUCAAAGGAGAUACAGGGUACACGGGAGGUUAUACCUUAUCCUUUCUCAAUGUCAGUUGACUCAUGAACGUUUAGAACUGCUGUUUUCAAAGAUGUGAGGAAAUUAAGAUCAAAAUUGCUGUUGCUGCUUGUGGGAUUUGGAUGGCCAGGAAUACUAACACAUACGUGGGAAGAUCAUGGAACUCUACAUGGGUGCUGUGGUAUAUUGGUGGCAUGGUUAAAUCUUUGCAGGUAGGACAACAUCAGCAGGAGAUUCAAGACAGCUCGGGAGCAAAUUGAAAGUGGAUACCGCCUCUGCAGGGCGAAUGUAAGCCAAUUGUGGUAGCGCCUGCUGUCAUGAAACGAAAUAUAGUUGACAAGGUGUGACCAUUGGAGAUGCAUGCGGCCAUGUUGUAGGGUCCAGAUGACCCAUUGCAACGUGCUCAAAAGGUAUUUAUAAUGUCAAGAUCUUGGCAGUUCAUGAAGGAAUGGUUUUUGAGCAAUAUCACCAGCGAACGCAGAGGAUGAGUAGUUGGUGUCAUGUUAGGAUGAGUGUAAUGCCAUCAAGAUUUCCUCAUUGCUGUAGAUUGGAUCCUAAAAGUCAGAAGUUACCUUCCCGCAGGAGAAAAUGAUGGCGAACUCUCAAGAAAUUGCUGCAUGGACUUCUUUUCUUGUAGUUCCAGAAAUUGAGCGUUGGUGGAACCAUACUUUUUAGAUCAAUGUCGAUGAGGCUCAUCAUUGGUCAUUACUGAUGUUAUCACUUUGGCUAGUAAGAGACUUUCCACUCUGAAAUAGAUUUUUCUGUUUCGGGAUGGAAUCAAAAGGUGGCAUUCGGGAGGAGUGGCUUUUUGACUUUUUAAUGAGGCAUUCAUCAAACGUUUUAUUUUGCUCCCCAACCAAUAUGAGACCAGACCAAAUGAGGAGGCUUAUACAGACUGCUAAAUCGACUGUGUCAUGGUCCUUCAUUUAAAUCUCUUUAAAUGGGAGCACAGUUGAGCACACUCCCAUCCUGGAUGAACUUUCAUGCUCAGCCUAUACACCGCUGGCGUAACCUGAACCUGGCUUGGUGGCUCUAUUCCUCCUGGCGAUCGAGAACCACUGCCCGCACAGCCUCUGAGGCAAGAUUGGUAGAACAAAAAUUCACUUGAUGUUUAAACCUUACGGGUCCACUGUCUUGGCCUACCUUCCCCACCUCGAGGUUUGAAUCGAAAUGGUCCAGCUGAUGAAUCUUGAAUUGGCUUGGAAACACUGCACCUUUGCCUGGCUUCCCAAUGACAACAAGGACAGCGUGUGGGGGGGCCUUCCCUUGCAGGCUUGCAGUGAUUAGAUUUUUUUCCAUGAAGCAGCUUUUGGAACCCAGAACCAGCUGUUGACUCGGAGCUAAAUGACGCAGGGCACUGGGGACCCACCGAAAGAUCAAGAAACACACACACAUGUUAUCUUACAUGGCAUCCGGAGAGACUUUAAAGAACAUGGUUGGGGUGGCAGCAGCUUCAUGGAUAUGUCUGUGUUUUGGAGGAUGUUGUGGAAUUAAAUU